AUGACACCACGAAGCUCCAUCUUAGUUCCUGUCUGCAUAGCACUCUUCUUCCUCCAGUGUUCACAAGUAGUAACAGAUGCCCCCGUGGGCUCAGGGCUGUGGCUGUGCCAGCCUGCUCCCCGGUGUGGGGAUCAGAUCUACAACCCCCUGGAGCAGUGCUGUGACUAUGACACCGUCCUGCCUCUGAACCGGACUCGUCUCUGUGGCCCCAACUGCACCUUCUGGCCCUGCAUGGAGCUCUGCUGUCCUGACUCCUUCGGCUCCCAGAAGUUUGUCGUGAAGUUGAAGGUACUGGGUGACAAGUCCCAAUGCUUCUCGUCCCCUAUCUCCACGAACUGCCCCAGGAAGAGAGAAACCUGACCUUGCAUGAACUUUAUCUUGCACGUGGAUACCAGUUACCAGCAGAAGGAAGCUGCUUUCCUCAUCCCUCCAGGCAACAGCUCCUCCAGAGAGAAACCACCACACUUGGAAUUCCAGAUGCCUGUAGUCUGACCACUGCUUGUUUGUACGGGAUUGCAGUUCUCUUUUAUUCUCCCAAUACAUCCAUCUUCUGCUGAUAAAAUAACUGGCCAUGUCUAUUUU
Molecule: messenger RNA, 582 nt
Organism: Nyctereutes procyonoides (raccoon dog)
Lineage: Eukaryota; Metazoa; Chordata; Mammalia; Carnivora; Canidae
Product: insulin growth factor-like family member 3
Exons: 4
Coding region: 1-360 (119 amino acids)
Molecular function (GO): signaling receptor binding
Source: RefSeq, a predicted model, not a curated record